Molecule: messenger RNA, 1556 nt
Organism: Ochlerotatus camptorhynchus
Lineage: Eukaryota; Metazoa; Arthropoda; Insecta; Diptera; Culicidae
Exons: 3
Coding region: 105-1556 (483 amino acids)
Source: RefSeq, a predicted model, not a curated record
UCAGUGCAGUCGCGUUUUCAAUUCGCUCUUAACCACGUGCGUUUUCGUGGUAUUUAUUUUUGCAUACGCUACGCUUUUAGUCUUGUGUACUGUUUUUGUUCAAAAUGAGUUGUGAAAUUUGCUCACUUGAUUCCUCCGUCGAAACGGUAAUGUGGGAAUGCGUCGGAUUGCCUGUAAAACGUGGUUCGCUUCGUAAAAAUGACAAAAAGAUUGACACUCAAUCUUAUGUCAUACCGUGCUGCAGUUCGUGUCAAGUGCUAGUCACAAUGAACUUUGACUUCAAAUUGCUAAUCGAUCAGCAGGCGAAACUAACCGAAAUAAUAAAUAAUAACUCAGAAGUCACACAUCGCUCCGCUCAGCAAAAUAAUGUUGAUGUUGUGCAUAAAGCGAUCGAUCACCUCGACACUCUGCUCACCGACAUAAAAAAAGAGCUGGCAGCGAAUAAAAGCAGCGGUUCUACUGGAAAUGUUAUUGCCAUUAAGAACCAUAUGACAUCGCUAAAUGAUAUGGCAAUGCAGGCAUCCAAUAAAAGCAUAUCGACGUCAUUACAAGCGAUGACGUUAGGUAUAUCAAGUGACUUGAGAUGUUUAAGCGAUGAAGUUAAUAAAAUCUCAAGUCUCACUAUGGACCUGACAACUAGUGCUCCAAUGCGCAAUAAUCCAAUGUUAGAGUUGGACAUUCUGGACGAGCUGAAGUCAUUAUCAGCAAACAUUAUGACAGUACAUAGUACUGCACCUUUGACUCUGUCUCCGGAUUUGUGUCCCAGCCUGGACUCAGAAAUAAACAAUACAAAUAAAAAUAACAACAAUAAUGAUGCCACUGACUCAGGAUGGAGACUUCUUGGUACCCGGAAGGUGUGGAGACCAGAUUGGACGGACUACGACGCUCGUGUAUCGCGCCGCUUGAGUCAGCAAAAAUUGGCUGACAAGGCUAAAAAAUGGAGGAAGCAGAACACAUCACGUCAAAAUUUAGGCUACAACAUCCGUAACAACAACAUCCGUAAUAACAACAACAACAACAACAACAACAACAACAACAACAACAACAACAACAACAACAACAACAACAACAACAACAACAACAACAACAACAACAACAACAACAACAACAACAACAACAACAACAACAACAGCAACAACAACAACAACUACAACAAUAACAAAAUCAACAACCAGCACCAAAAUCAAAGCAGAAACGACAACUACGAUGUUUACUUCUACAACAACAGUCGUAACAGGGAUAAUAGUGACAUCAAUCGCAGAAACAUUGGACUGAAUCGCGCCCACUUACUUCCGUCUGAUAGAGAGCUUCUUGCAGUAGCGAAAGAUCGCUUCUCCAGGCCACCGACUAAUUAUCGUCCAACGAUGCAAUUUCAUCGAGGUGAAAUUCUAAACCCAUAUCCGGAGCGCGAAUCUCCAUGUACCAUUCCUGCGCCUAACCGGAUGAUUUCAGCUACUGCAUCUGUUGUAACCUGGAUUAUUCCCGAAAAGAUCCCCUUCUUCCGGAUGGUUCUGGAAGUGCACCAUCAAACGAUGCAGGAAUGUACGGUUGAAUGA